Molecule: messenger RNA, 2318 nt
Organism: Ostrea edulis (European flat oyster)
Lineage: Eukaryota; Metazoa; Mollusca; Bivalvia; Ostreida; Ostreidae
Exons: 5
Coding region: 80-1477 (465 amino acids)
Source: RefSeq, a predicted model, not a curated record
UGUCAAUAUAACGUGAUUGUGUUUAUAUAAAUCAUCUGGAACGAUGCCGACAUGUACCUGGAAUUAACAAGAGGAAAACAUGGACUUUUUAGAGAUUAUUGACGAGUGGCAUAGGGAAUAUUUUCCUCCUUCACAAAGUGUUGAAUCAUCUGAUGAAAAUACAGACGAUAGUGAUAUUUCAACUGCAUCAGAAAAUGAAUCCAACGAAAAUAUUUUAGAACAAAGAAUACAACUUGUGCAUCCUGAUAAUGAUCAGAAUAAAAACCUAAAUUCAGAGGAGGAGGACUGGGAGAAUAACAAUCUUGACUUAACAAUUCGUAAAAAGAUAAUCAAAGGCUGCUCCUGCAGAAUGGAUUGCAUAUCAAAUAUUAGUUUUGAAGAAAUCAGUCACCAUAUUUAUUCCAUGAGAGAACUUUCCAAGGAAGAGAAGGAUAUGUACAUUAUGGGAAAGCUAAAAAGUAAAAGUUCUGGUGGCGGAUCUUCAAGACGCAAUGCCAAACGACAGAGAUACGAAUACAAUUUUGAUGACCGGGAAGUAUGUAAAGAUGUGUUUUUAUUUUUACAUGACAUUGGUGAAAAACAUUUUAAAAAUCUUGUGAAGCAUAUGAAGACCCAUGGAAUAAAACCACGGACACAUGGAAACAUCGGGAAAAAACCACACAAUGCCCUGUCCUUUGAAGAAAUUAAAUUUGUCGUGCAGUUUAUCAAUCGAUAUUCUGAAGAUAAUGGACUUCCUAUGCCAGCUGGUCGCGACUCCGAACCACCCAUUUUUCUACCUUGUUCAACACCAAAGAACGAAAUUCAUCAGUUAUAUGUUGAAGCUUGUCAUGAGGUCCAAAUUCGUGCUGUUAAAUUGUCCUCAUUCUAUUCCAUCUGGUCUGCCUGCCUUCCUAACAUUCAGAUUGCCAACCCCAGAUCUGAUGUAUGCAAUACCUGUGAGCGCCACAGAGAGCACAUUUUGAAUGCAAGAUCUGAAAAUGAAAAGCUUACAGCAACAAGAAAUUUUACAGAUCACAUUGAAAAAGCAGAGAGGGAGCAUCACCUCUACAUUCAGUGCAUUAAAGAAGUCAGGGAAGAACAUCAGUCUAUUCAGCUUCCUGAGCCACCUGUUAGACCCUGUUCCACAGAUUUCCUCAAAACUCACUACACUUUUGACUUCGCGCAAUGUGUAUCUGUACCUCAUCAUUCCAGACAAGUAGGGCCAUUAUUCUUUGAGACACCACGGAAAAUUCAGAUCUUUGGAAUUUGUAUGGAGGGAGCAGGAUCUCAGCGAAAUUAUUUGAUUGAUGAAGACCAGACCAUUGGAAGAGAUGGAAAGAAUGCCCAUGGGCCAAAUACAGUCAUCAGCAUACUUCAUCACCAUUUUCAAAAUUAUAGCAUGGGAGAGAAAUGUGCUGUUCUUCACUGUGAUAACUGUCCAGUGAAAAAUACUUAUUUUACCGAUGGGAGAGAAAUGUGCUGUUCUUCACUGUCAUAACUGUCCAGGUCAAAACAAAAACCGGUAUGUGAUUGGAUAUUUGCUAUGGUGAGUCAUGAUUGGGCUACAUCGAGCAAUUGAACUUCACAUGCAGAUACCAGGGCAUACAAAAUGUCAAGUGGAUGCAGGCUUUGCUCAGAUCAAAAAGAAGUACAGGAGAUCAGAUUGUGACACUCUACAGCAUGUUGCUGACGUAGUCUCCAAGUCCUCCAAAAGUAACGAGGCUGUGAUAAAAGAGGAUGGAAAUGUGAAAUACUAUGAAUGGAAAGAGUAUAUAAAAACAACUUUUCAGCCUUUGAAAGGGAUACGCAAGUUUCAUCACUUCACUUUUUCAGCACUGCUGCCUGGAGUUGUAUUAUGCAGCGUUGAUGUAGAUGGCGACAAGGUCCCAGUAAUUCUCAGUAAUCACGACCAAAUCAGUGUAAAUCUACCACCAGAGAUAAUGCCGGGCGGACUCAGUAGAGAACGACAGGAAUAUUUAUACAAACAUAUCAGACCUCAUGUCCGGGAAUGUUUCAGGGACACAACAUGUCCAGAAUGUCAUGAAGAAUAAGUGAAAGUUUCAAUUGUUUCCGACAAUGAUUAACGUCAUUUCAACGUCAUUUUUUGUAACGUCAUUGAAAUAUUAUCUUAACCUUUGACAGCCUAUAUCUCAGUAAAUAUGCUGAAUAUUUGACCCAAACUUCACAUGUGUCUUUUUAAUGUUGUUUUCUAUCAUAUUCCAUUAAAAAGUUAAUUUUGAUAAUUUUUACCAUAAGGGCCCUUUUUGCAUGGGACGGCUCAUAUAUAUAUAUAUAUAUAUAUAUAUAUAUAUAUAUAUUAGAAAAUUGAUGUACAUUUU